Panicum hallii is the source of this 3275-nucleotide messenger RNA. Its product is annotated as probable alpha,alpha-trehalose-phosphate synthase [UDP-forming] 9. Gene Ontology annotation, cellular component: cytosol. Gene Ontology annotation, biological process: trehalose biosynthetic process. Gene Ontology annotation, molecular function: catalytic activity. The coding region runs from base 347 to 2938 and encodes 863 amino acids. The record is from RefSeq and is a predicted model, not a curated record. Lineage: Eukaryota; Viridiplantae; Streptophyta; Magnoliopsida; Poales; Poaceae. The transcript is spliced from 4 exons.
UAAAAAAACGAGGCGCAGAGCAAUUUCUCCCCUCCCUGUCUCGACAUUUCUUGCGACCUCGCCCCUGUCCCUGUCCCUGUCGACUCCGGUUUGAUGUUCUCGUAGAAGUAGAGAGCGAGCGAGAGAAGCAAGCAACAGAGAGGGAGAGAGAAACUGGAGUAGAGAACGAGCCCGGGGGACCAAGAAUUCGGUGUGGAAGCGGAGGCAAAGGGGAGGAGGAAGAAGGGAGGAGCGGUGAAGGGCGAGCGCGUCGCGCGUCGUGAUUGAUCUCGGAAUUCAAUUUGUACAGUGCUAGCUACUUUGAUAAGAAGGCCCAAAGUUGUCUUGAGACCAGAACAUUGAAACCAUGGUUUCAAAAUCAUAUUCAAAUCUGCUAGACAUGACCUCUGGAGAUGGAUUUGACUUUCGGCAACCUUUUAAGUCUCUUCCUCGUGUUGUAACUUCUCCUGGCUUUAUAUCUGAUCCUGAUUGGGAUACAAGAAGUGAUGGUGAUUCAGUUGGUUCAGCAUCUUCUACUGAGAGGAAAAUAAUUGUUGCCAACUUUCUUCCACUGAACUGUACAAGAGAUGAAGCUGGACAGUUGUCCUUCUCAUUGGAUGAUGAUGCACUACUCGUGCAACUUAAACAUGGUUUUUCAAAUGAGACUGAUGUUGUGUAUGUCGGCAAUUUGAAGGUUCAGGUAGAUCCCAGUGAGCAGGACCAAGUUGCACAGAAGCUUCUUAGAGAAUAUCGAUGCAUACCUACUUUUCUUCCAUCUGACCUGCAGCAGCAAUUCUAUCAUGGCUUCUGUAAACAGCAAUUGUGGCCACUUUUCCAUUAUAUGCUUCCAAUUUGCCUUGACAAGGGUGAGCUAUUUGAUCGCAACCUGUUUCAAGCCUAUGUCCGAGCCAACAAACUUUUUGCAGAUAAAGUUAUGGAAGCAAUCAAUACAGAUGAUGAUUAUGUUUGGGUUCAUGAUUAUCACCUCAUGCUGCUUCCUACAUUCUUGAGGAAGAGGUUACACCGAAUAAAGCUUGGUUUCUUCCUUCACAGCCCAUUUCCCUCCUCUGAAAUCUACAGGACUCUGCCUGUAAGGGAUGAAAUCCUGAAGUCGCUGCUCAAUGCUGAUCUCAUUGGUUUCCAAACAUUUGACUAUGCUCGCCACUUUCUUUCUUGCUGCAGCAGAUUGCUAGGUCUUCAUUAUGAAUCAAAACGUGGUUACAUUGGAAUAGAGUAUUUUGGACGAACAGUGAGCCUGAAGAUCCUUUCAGUGGGUGUCCAUGUUGGUCGGCUUGAAUCUGUCUUAAAGUUGCCUGCUACAGUUAGCAAGGUUCAAGAAAUUGAACAAAGAUACAAGGGCAAGAUGCUGAUGUUAGGUGUAGAUGACAUGGACAUCUUCAAAGGAAUAAGUCUGAAACUGCUCGGGCUGGAGCUUCUUCUGGAGAGAAAUCCAAAGCUUAGAGAGAAGGUUGUCCUUGUACAAAUUAUCAAUCCAGCAAGAAGCACAGGGAAGGAUGUGCAAGAAGCUAUUACAGAAACUGUUUCUGUGGCUGAAAGGAUUAAUAGAAAGUAUGGUUCUUCAGGUUACAAGCCUGUUGUCCUAAUUGACCACCGCAUACCAUUUUCUGAAAAGAUAGCGUUCUAUGCUGCAUCUGAUUGUUGUAUUGUAAAUGCUGUGAGGGAUGGUAUGAACUUAGUUCCAUAUGAGUAUACUGUUUGCCGACAGGGGAAUGAGGAGAUUGAUAGACUCAGAGGUCUUGACAAAGACACUAGUCACACAAGCACACUUAUUGUUUCAGAGUUUGUGGGUUGCUCCCCGUCUCUUAGUGGUGCUUUCAGGGUAAAUCCAUGGAGUGUCGAUGAUGUGGCUGACGCCUUGUGCCAAGCAACUGACUUGACUGAGUCUGAGAAACGGCUACGGCAUGAAAAGCAUUAUCGCUAUGUUAGCACUCAUGAUGUUGCUUACUGGGCACGCAGCUUUGCUCAAGAUCUGGAAAGAGCAUGCAAAGAUCAUUACAGCCGAAGGUGCUGGGCUAUCGGGUUUGGUCUGAAUUUUAGAGUUAUUGCUCUGUCUCCUGGCUUCAGGAAGCUGUCUUCGGAGCACUUUGUUUCUUGUUAUAACAAGGCUUCCAAAAGAGCGAUAUUUCUUGAUUACGACGGUACACUUGUACCCCAGUCAUCAAUCAACAAAGCUCCCAGUGCUGAAGUUGUUUCAAUUCUUAACACCUUAUGCAAUGAUCCAAAGAACAAUGUAUUUAUAGUCAGCGGACGAGGACGAGAUUCUCUUGAUGAAUGGUUUUCUCCAUGUGAGAAGCUUGGUAUAGCUGCAGAACAUGGCUAUUUUGUCAGGUGGAGCAAAGAAGCUGAAUGGGAAUCAAGCUAUCCAAGUCCGCAACGUGAAUGGAAGCACAUUGCUGAACCUGUCAUGCAGGUAUACACUGAGACAACUGAUGGAUCCUCCAUAGAGCCAAAGGAAAGUGCUCUAGUAUGGCACUAUCUGGACGCGGACCAUGAUUUUGGUUCCUUCCAAGCAAAGGAGCUACAGGAUCAUCUUGAGAGGGUGCUAUCAAAUGAGCCUGUUGUUGUAAAGUGCGGUCAUUAUAUCGUAGAAGUGAAACCGCAGGGAGUUAGCAAGGGGCUUGCUGUCGACAAGCUGAUUCGUACAUUGGUCAAUAACGGGAAGGCACCUGAUUUUCUGAUGUGCAUUGGCAAUGACCGAUCUGAUGAGGACAUGUUCGAAAGCAUCAACAGUAUGACCUUCAACACUUUCUUAUCACCCACAAUACCGGAGGUCUUUGCCUGUUCAGUUGGCCAGAAGCCCAGCAAAGCAAAGUACUACGUCGAUGACACCGGUGAAGUAAUCAGAUUGCUCAAGAACGUCACCCGCAUCUCUUCUCAGCGGGAGGAUGUCAGCCAUGGACGUGUGACCUUCAGAGACGUACUCGAUUUCGUGGAGUAGGCACCACCAGCUAUUUACCUGAAAUUAUUAGCUGCAAAGCAUGUACAUUCCAUUGUCUCCAGUCUCUCAAUGGUUCAUUUUAGGAGGUGUGUUAAUCCAGAGGUCUAGAGUAGCCGACAUGAAUCGUCACCAUUACAAGAACAGCAGAAAUGUGACCCGAAGUUCUCCAUUUCAAGGGUUCAGGUGAUGUAUGUGUAGGCAAUUUUGGUAGGGAAGGAGGGCUGUUUCAGGAGGUUUGCUGUGUGAAAGCAAAGCCUGUGACUUCUACAGCCGUUGGUUGUCUGAAUCUAUUCUCCUGCUGCUAUAUUGAUGAUUUUGUUGGUUCUUCUAAAACUUA